Messenger RNA from Amblyraja radiata (thorny skate), 1326 nucleotides. RefSeq names its product organic solute transporter subunit beta. Gene Ontology annotation, biological process: bile acid and bile salt transport. Gene Ontology annotation, molecular function: transmembrane transporter activity; protein heterodimerization activity. Lineage: Eukaryota; Metazoa; Chordata; Chondrichthyes; Rajiformes; Rajidae. The coding region runs from base 489 to 1094 and encodes 201 amino acids. Gene Ontology annotation, cellular component: plasma membrane. The transcript has 5 exons. The record is from RefSeq and is a predicted model, not a curated record.
AAAGUCGGUCAGUGACACCGCUGGAAAGGAACAAGUCUCACAGCUGGGGGUUAUCGAAGCUGAAGCUGGAAAUCCCCGCCAACUAAAUACUUCAAAACCAGACAUCUCAUUCGAGUGGCUUCACCAGAUUCAUAGUUUUUGUUCUAAAGCAGAAACCGUGUUACAGUCUGGACUUGGCCCAACUUCAGAGGAAAGACGUUUUAUUUAAUAUUUCCAAGUGCAUGGGCCAUAAAAAGGUUGAAGUGCCGGGAACUCACGGCAGCGUUUUAUACUGGUGGUGGUAAAUGUGCAUUUCAAAAUAAACUCGAUGACAGGGCAAGCUGCUUUUUUCACAUUUCCGGGUCACAUUCAGUCGUGGGAAUCGCUUGCUGGGGUCUUUCAGUUGACAUCUGAGUCCCGGGGACUGUCGCUUUGCCGAGUUCACCACGAGGUUUUCUGCGCUUGGGCCAAACGGAGAGACUGCAGCGGCACACAGAGACCAAGAAACCAUGGGCCUUGUUUAUCUUGGAGCUCACGGACGCACACCUCCAACUGGAAAACCAGACAUGAGCGGUUUGUUGAAAUACCUCUUUGGUUGCUUCAUCCUGUGUCUGCUGUUGCAAGGCAAGACACAUAUGACAUCAGCAACAAUCAGCAAACCAAAUGAGACAAUUGGCAUCGAGAAGCAGAACAUGACUCGAGAGCGGAACAGUACAUUAGCUCAGCAGUUAUCCUUUCCGAUGGAAGAUCCCACUAACUGGAACUAUGCGAUAUUGGCCCUUGCAUUUGUGGCCCUGUUUCUGGCAUUCCUCAUCCUGGCACGAAACUCCAGAGCUAACAGGACACGAAAGAUGAAGGCAUUGAACGGAGCAGCGGGCAGGAAUGAAACGGAGGCAGACUCGACACAGAAGGCAAUGAUGCAAUAUGUUGUUGAGGUUGACAAUCUUGCUGAAACAGACCAGGUGCUACAGAGCAAGCCGACGUACAUCUCCCUGAACCAGGUGACACAGACCUCAUCUCCAAAGGUCCUCCCAAAAGAAGGACAGAUCCUGGUCGAAUGGAAGGAUGGAAAUAUUGACUUCCUUUACACCGACAGCAAGGAAGAUGAUGUGUAGCAACCAGCUACAGGAGGGUGGUUGGCCUAAAUCAUUCCAUUACAAGAGUUAUUGACAUAUCUUUAUAUGUGUUUCUUUAUAAAUAAUCAGGUAACAAUCGGUUUAUGGAGUGGGGAUAAGCGGGUAAAGCAUUGGGGUGGAAAUAUGCCUCUUGGAUUAUUGCUGGGAAUAUUAUUAUUCAUAAUUUACUCAGGAUUUGGAAAUAAAAUGUAAAAAUUGGCAUGAAAACCAA